Symbiodinium pilosum is the source of this 2781-nucleotide messenger RNA. The record is from the annotation of a GenBank genome assembly. NCBI's taxonomy places the organism in Eukaryota, Dinophyceae, Suessiales, Symbiodiniaceae.
AUGAUGUGGCACAUCGGUAUGGCCGUCAUCACGGCCGCGGUCAUACUCACCAUGAUGUUGGGCCUUGUUGUUCUCAAAGGUGCGAAGUCGUUGUGGCGUGGCAAGGGAGGCUCCGGCGUCCCUCUGCAUGUGUGGAUGGCCCUCUUGUUGCCGAACACAGUGAUGCAUGCUUGUGGAGGUUUGUUGAUCGUUGCCGGGCCCCAGUUCGUGAUGUCUGCCGGCAGCGAUGCAAGCAGUGCUGGCCUUGUCGCUGGCAGCUUUGGCUUGGGCCUGGUCCUCGCAAACCUUAUCGCCUUUAAACUUGGCAGCUUGCUCCCACCCUGGCUCAUGUGCAUCUUGGCCGCAGCGACAGGCUUAGCGGGUGUGCUUCUUGGAGGAAUCCUGUCUGCACCCGAGCUGCGCCUCUAUGGCUUGGCGGGGGCCACAGGUUUCGUGGGCUUUGCCCAAUCCCUGCACGUGGUCGCCAGGACCUUCUACCAAGCGGAAGCGGUGGGAGACGGGCAGGCCUUCGUGUCAGGCUGGGUCAGCGCCUCCAACAUCGUCGGCAUUGCGAUGGCCGCCUUCUUGACUUCCUUCAUAGACUGCACCAUCUACACCAAUCUUGGGCUCUUGUGCGGUGGGGGCCUGAUGCUAUACGCCUGCCUCCUCCUGUUCACCUGCAGUGCAGCACGGCGGGGCCACAUUGUGAGGCAGAAGCUUCCAGAACCCGAGGCAACGCCUCCUGGGCCUGGAGCUGGCUUGCACAAUGAGGACAUUGAGGCAACGGUCGCAGCCUCGCCCUGCCAGAAGGAGAAGUCGGAAGCGAUGCCAGCUCUGGCAGCCCCUAAACGAGCCUCAAGGAUGUCAUGGCUUUCAUCACAAUUUGCAAAGGUUUGCUUCCUCAUCUUCACCAUGGCGAUUGCAAGGGAGGCUCAGAAGUUCCUGAUCCCCUUGAUUGGCGCCGAGACAGAGAUCCAUACAAGCUUCGUGGGCAACGUGGCAUUCAUGUCGCAGAUGGAGUCCUUGAUCGCUGCUCCUCUUGGGGGAUUAAUGAUGGAGCACCUAGGCAUUUUGCCACUUGUCUUGGUCUCCCUGCUGAUGUCAGCUGUGGGGAUUCACAUUCUGUGCAUACCCCGGAUAGACUUGUAUGUGCAGGGGGCCAGCCUCUUGGGCCUAGCAUGUGGUCUAAGUGCCGGUGCCGCGAUUGCCCUGUCCAUUCUGCAUGCGCCUAGAGAACACUCCAAGAGCUUCAUGAAUGCCUGCCGCUUCUUCAAUUCCUUGGCAGACGUCAUCAUCCCCCUUGUUGUCGGGUCGAUCGCCAGCUCGGGCGGGGUCUUGGUGGCUGGCAGCACACUGACACUGUCCAUGCUGGCAGCGAUUUGUGUGGCCCUCUUCUGCUUCGACCUGCGGCUGGUCCUCACAGAGUCCAAGGACGUGCGGGUUCCCUCCAUGGACUUUGUGAUUCCCUUGAAGGCCAUGGGACCCUUCACACGCACUGUGCUCGAGGGCAUCUUCACGCACUAUGCGCCGAGACGAAUCUACAUCAUCUGCCAGCAAGAAGCGCGUGAGGCGGUGUCACUGGCAAUGGUGGAGUGGAGCCUUCCCCGUGGCAAAGUGUCUUUUGUGGACGAGGAGUCCUACUUUCAAAAGACCUUGGGCUUCAGUAGAGAAGAUUUCAAGAAAGCCUGGAAGGGCACCAACAGCCCACGCGACUUCGGCUGGUGGUGGCAACAGCUUUUGAAGCUAGGAGUGGGACAGUGCAUUGAGGACAUUUCCGAAAACUUCUGUGUGUGGGAUGCGGAUUUGAUCGUGCUUGAUGCCUGGCCGCUGGCAGACUCCAGCCACACGCAGUGCUACGUCGCGCCGCUGCAGGAGAAGUACCUUUCCGAGCGGCACCAGGAAGCCUACGACUCCAGCGCACGGCAUAUCCUGAAGCUCGAACCCACGAAGCCACGCGAGGGCGGAACUUGGAUUGCGCAUCACAUGGUCUUCAACAAAGCAGUUCUGGAGCAGAUGUUGAAGUUGAUUGAGUCCAAUCUCGCUGGUGCGGACCCUGCAGCGGCUUGGCCCCUUAAGAUCCUUCAAGUUGCCGACAGCUUCGAGCGCGUCUCCGAAUAUGUGCUCUAUGGCACCUACGCCAGCCAUGCAAGUCGCAGCAUAUUAAAGGCACACCCAUACCAGACGUAUGGGGCGCGAGGUCUACGCUUGUACGGUCGAGAGGAGGCUGCGGCCAAGGGUCGCGAUUGCAAUCAGUUCUUAAUCGAUCGCUUGAAUUCCGAAGGAAAGCCUUUGACCGGCUACUCCUACCAAAGGGUGGCCUCAGAGGUGGCACAUUUGUUUUUGACGCACCUGCAGAUGUCGUCUGAUGCAAAGAUGAAGCAAGACUUCCAGAAGCAGCGUGAGAUGGGCAUGCAUCUCAGUGCCCAUGGCGGCCGAGAGCACUGGCUGCGAAGCUUCUGUGAGGAAGAGGGCGAACACCGGCAAUUACUGCAUUGGCUCAUCGAGGAAGGACUAUGUCGGCCUGAUGAAUUUCAGGCCCGUGUGCGGCAUGCGCAUCGCUUGAGAGAGAUGGGUAACAAAUGGUAUCGUGCUGAUGACUAUCGCAGAGCUUUGCACUGCAACUUGGGCGCAGUCCAUGCAGUGGACUUCACACCCAGCGAGCAGAUGGACAUGACAGAUGAUCAGAGGCUGGCUGUUGCCAGGGAGUUGCUGCCAAUUCUCAGCAACCUGGCGCAAGUCUUCUUGAAGAGGGGAGACUUUGGCAACGUUGUCAAGGCGCUGGACGUUUACGCUUGGAAGUGA